Molecule: messenger RNA, 972 nt
Organism: Lycium ferocissimum
Lineage: Eukaryota; Viridiplantae; Streptophyta; Magnoliopsida; Solanales; Solanaceae
Exons: 3
Coding region: 1-972 (323 amino acids)
Source: RefSeq, a predicted model, not a curated record
AUGGUAUCGUUUGCUCGAAUGCUCAUCGAAAUAAAUAUUACCAAGCCAUUGCCUGAUGAGAUCAAGGUGCUUAACCCUAAUGGUAGAUUAUUUACUCAGCCUGUAACCUAUGAUUGGAGGCCAAUGUACUAUGAGAAGUGUCAAACUAUUGGACACAAAUGUGCACCAAUGCCAAAUCCUAUGCCUCCAGCUAGGCACGGAGGAGCUCGUAUUGUUAUUGUCUCCAGGACCGGCCUACUGUCAACCACGAUGCAACCGGAGAUGCAAAUGGAGGGGCAGGAGUGUUCUCAGAGGCUAGUGAAUGCUAGUCCAGUGCUAAACAUGACUAAUUUUCCUCAACUGAGUUCAACUAAAAGGUCCACAGGGGGGGUGAAUAAGCGUUACAAGCAGAAAGAAGUAAGGAAAAUAUUAACGAAUAAACACAUCAAGCUUGCUGGUUUGAUAGAAACAAGGGUGAGGCAACACAAUGCACAAAGAAUACUACAAGUUAGUGCUCCAGGAUGGGGACAUAUUGAUAAUUAUAGGCACGCUAACAAUGGAAGGGUGUGGCUGAUUUGGGAUUCCACUCACUUUACAGUGAUGACUCUCAGAGUAGAAGACCAAUUAAUACACUGUUUGGUCACCAAUGGGGAUGAUAUUACAUGUCGCCUGACAGUUAUCUAUGGAUACAACUCAAUCGAACAAAGAAAAUCCCUAUGGGGGUACCUAAAAGAUCUAGUACAAGGAAUUGACAGCCCUUGGCUGAUCUGCAGGGAUUUUAAUGCUCUCAUUUACCCACAAGAUAGACUUAGUAGCAAUCCUGUCCAAUAUGCUGAGAUAAGAGACUUUGGCGAAUGUUUGCAAGACCUGCACCUAAACGAAGUGGCCUGGAGGAGAGACUAUUAUACAUGGAAUAACAAGCAGUACGGUGAGGAUCGGGUGUGUAGUAGAUUGGAUAGAGCACUAGGAAAUCAUGAGUGGAUGAUGACCUAG